Messenger RNA from Rotaria sp. Silwood1, 2154 nucleotides. The record is from the annotation of a GenBank genome assembly. NCBI's taxonomy places the organism in Eukaryota, Metazoa, Rotifera, Eurotatoria, Philodinida, Philodinidae.
AUGCAUCUGGCACUCGUACAAAAAAUAAUGUAUUUAUUUUCAAAUAUUGUUAUAGUUAUUUUAGUGCAUUUAACUAUUUCUUCAUUACUUACGGAUGCAUUUCGUGAUAAUGCUGAAGAAUGUUGUGAAACAGGUCGAAUUCAAGCUGAAACUGACAAAACAUGUACGUUAAAAACACACUUAUUAACAUCAAAAAAUGAUACAAAUAUAACAAAUUAUUGUCCUUAUUUAACACAUAUAUGUUGUUUAUCAAAUUUACGUAAUUAUUAUUGUGAAGAAGGUGUAAAUACAGCUCUACGUUUAUUACCAUGUAAUGAAACAAAAUUACAUUUAAAAGAUACUUAUAAGAUAUGUUGUCGAUGUUGCGAAUUAGGUGUUCAGGCAGGUCGACAUCUUGAAGAUUGUGAUCCGGUGCCUAUACUUGAUGAAAGAUGUGGUGAACAAUUUACAAAUUGUUGCAAAAAAGCUAAAUCAUUGAAUUGUGAUCCUGGUUUUGAAAUGGGCGAUAAUGCUCGUUGUCGUGACAUCAAUGAAUGUCUAUCAAGUCCUUGUCCAAAAACGAUGACAUGUGAAAAUACACCAGGUUCUUAUCAAUGUAUUGAAGGAUGUGAAUCUGGUUAUACAUGGUCACUUAAAUAUGGAGAAUGUCGAGAUACUGAUGAAUGUGCACUUCAUACACAUAAUUGUACUCAUGGACAGCGAUGUGAAAAUAUGCCUGGAUCAUUUCGAUGUAUACGUGAAAGAAAUUGUGGAACAGGUUAUCAAGUUGAUCCUCAAACACAAACUUGCACGGAUAUUGAUGAAUGUGAACAAGGCAUUGAUGAACCUGGUUAUGUUUGUAAAAAUAUACCUGGAACGUACAAAUGUCAACCACAAAAUUGUACAAAAGGUGAAAAAUUUAAUGCUUUUUUUGGUCGCUGUGAAAAAGUUCAAUGUCAACCAGGUUAUAAUGCAACUUCUUUUGGAAAAUGUGCUGAUAUUAAUGAAUGUGCACAAAUACCAAGUCCAUGUCAACCAACUGAAAGAUGUGAUAAUACACCGGGUUCAUAUAGAUGUGUUCAAACAUUUCGUUGUGCAAGUGGACUUGAAAUGAAAGAUCUUAAAUGUUUAGAUAUUGAUGAAUGUGUUAUUGGCAAUCAUACUUGUCCUGAACCGGCAACUUGUAAGAAUACAUAUGGAUCAUUUUAUUGUGAAUGUCCACUUGGAUUUGUAUUUAAAUAUGGUGUUUGUGUUGAUGAUGAUGAAUGUGCACGAGGUAAUGUCGUUUGUCCAUCGAAUGCAUAUUGUCGUAAUACACCUGGAUCAUAUGCUUGCGAAUGUAUUGCUGGAUAUAAAAUGAUAGCUGAACGUGCAUUUUGUGAAGAUGUUGAUGAAUGUGAAACAUCAUCGGAUACAUGUGAACAUAAAUGUGUUAAUGUUCAAGGAUCAUAUUAUUGUUUAUGUAAAGAAGGUUAUCGAUUAAAUGGUGAUAGACGAACAUGUCGAGAUCUUGAUGAAUGUUCAAUGAUUCCAAAUUUAUGUCAAUAUCAUUGUGUUAAUACACCAGGUUCAUAUAAAUGUAUAUGUCCAUCAGGUUUUACACUUGAACGAAGUCGUCAAUGUCAAGAUAUUGAUGAAUGUACUAUUGGUACUCAUAAUUGUCGUUCUGAUGAAUAUUGUGUUAAUCUUCUUGGUGGAGUUCGUUGUUAUUCUGUUAAAUGUCCUGAAGGUUAUGAUAAAAUGGGAACUAAUCGAUGUCAAUUAUCUGCACGUUGGUGUCAACAACAUCAAUAUGAUAAAGAUUUACGUUGUACAAUUCGAAAACCAGUUAAAUAUGUUUAUUCAUUCAUUUCACUUCCUGCAAAAAUGCGUACACCAAUGGAAAUUUUUCGUAUACGUAAUAGUCAAUUACAAACAAAUCAAUAUGCGGAAUUUGAUUUACGUUUAAUGGAUGCAUUUGAUCCAUAUACAAAAUUAGCUACAACAACACUUGAUCAUUUUCAAUUAAAAAAUUAUCCACCACAUAAUGCUAAUUUAAUUGUUGUUAGAGAAUUAAGUGCAUUUCAAGAAAUUGAAUUAAAUAUUGAAAUGAAAAUUUAUACAAAUAAUAUUUUAAGUUCAAUAUCAAUUAUGAAAAUAUUAAUUUAUGUUAGUCAAUAUGACUUUUAUCCUUAG